AUGUUGGGCCUCAAUGGCACCCCCUUCCAGCCAGUCACACUCCAGCUAACAGGCAUCCCUGGGAUGCAGACAGGUCAAGCCUGGGUUGCUCUGGUUUUCUGCAUCCUCUACCUGAUUUCCAUCAUAGGCAACCUCACCAUCCUUGCUUUGGUGAUUCGAGAGCCUUCUCUACACCAGCCCAUGUACUACUUCCUCUCUAUGCUCUCUCUCAAUGAUCUGGGAGUGUCUUUCUCUACACUUCCCACCGUGCUUGCUACCUUCUGCUUCAACUAUCGUCAUGUUGACUUUGAUGCCUGCUUGGUUCAGAUAUUCUUCAUUCAUACUUUCUCUUUCAUGGAGUCAGGCAUACUGCUGGCCAUGAGCUUUGAUCAUUUUGUGGCUAUUUGUGACGUACUGCGCUAUGCAACUGUGCUCACCAACAACCGCAUCUUGGCUAUGGGCCUGGGCAUCCUUGCCAAAAGUUUCACCACUCUCUUCCCUUUCCCCUUUCUGGUGAAACGACCGCCCUUCUGCAAAGGCAAUGUUUUACAUCACUCAUACUGCCUCCAUCCAGAUCUCAUGAAAGUGGCAUGUGGAGAUAUCCAUGUUAAUAACAUCUAUGGGCUCUUUGUGGUUCUUUUCACCUACGGCAUAGACUCAACUUUUAUCCUGCUUUCUUAUACAUUGAUCCUGAGAGCCGUGCUGGCAAUUGCAUCCCGGGAGCAGCUCAAGGCUCUCAACAGCUGCAUGUCCCACAUCUGUGCAAUACUGGCUUUUUAUGUGCCCAUAAUCGCUGUCUCCAUGAUCCACCAUUUCUGGAAAAGUGCCCCACUUGUUGUUCAUGUCAUGAUGUCCAAUGUCUACCUGUUUAUACCCCCCAUGCUCGACCCCAUCAUCUACAGUGUGAAGACAAAGGAGAUACUCAGAGGGAUCCGUCAAAUCUUCUGGAAGACUUGGGGCUGA
Molecule: messenger RNA, 942 nt
Organism: Rangifer tarandus platyrhynchus (Svalbard reindeer)
Lineage: Eukaryota; Metazoa; Chordata; Mammalia; Artiodactyla; Cervidae
Source: the annotation of a GenBank genome assembly